Molecule: messenger RNA, 721 nt
Organism: Lates calcarifer (barramundi perch)
Lineage: Eukaryota; Metazoa; Chordata; Actinopteri; Centropomidae
Product: selection and upkeep of intraepithelial T-cells protein 2
Exons: 4
Coding region: 8-721 (237 amino acids)
Source: RefSeq, a predicted model, not a curated record
CGUCUCCAUGAAAAUCUUCAAAGUGAAACUGUCUGAUGAAGGAACAUACAGAUGUUUAAUUCCCUCAGUACAGAAAGAAGCUUCUGUCCAGCUCCUUGUUGGUGCAGUCUCCUCACCUACUAUCAGUUUAGCAGGACUUGAUAAAUCCAUCAGUGCAGUGGUGUUAGAGUGUGAGUCUAAAGGCUGGUAUCCAGAGCCUGAGGUGUUGUGGCUGGACGGUGAGGGAAACCUCCUCUCUGCUGGACCUACAGAGACAGUCAGAGGUCCUGAUGACCUCUAUACUGUCAGCAGCAGAGUGACUGUGGAGAAGAGACACAGCAACAGCUUCACCUGUAGAGUCCAACAGAACAAAACCAACCAGACCAGAGAGACAAAGAUUCAUGUUCCAGGCGAUUAUUUUGCGGUAACACAUUGCCCCAUUGUUCCUGCCUGCAUCAGGAAGGUGAUUUGUAAUAAUCACAUGAUGAGGACCAGAGAUGAAGGUGUGGCUGCUAUACUAAUGGAUCAGAAAACUGGCUUGGAGAAUCUGAGAAAUCAAAUCAAACGUUUACUUGAUAAGGCAGAGAGAGAAGUGGAUGAGGACAUGAAGAUGCUUCAGUCACUGAAGAGAAAAAAGACAUCUGACAACUCAAAGGACUUAUUGAGAGAAAAAACUUAUUUAUUAGAUCAGAGAAAGAAGGUUUAUGUGAAACUGUUACGAGACACAGAGACACUGGCUUGA